CUACCAGCUAGUAACAGACCAGAAACAAACAGAUUGAGGAGAAAGAAAUGGCUUCACCAGCAGCGCUGCAAAGAUCACAACUCUCUUCGUCUUCUCCGUCACCUCUCCAACGAUUCUCUACCUUCAAAACUCCUUCCUCUUCCUCCUCUCUACCAUCCUCCACUGCCACUUCCCCCUUAGACUCCUUUGCCAAGGACCCUAUUCUUUCUCCAUUUCUAUCUCCAUCCUUCUCUUCCACUUCCUUCUCCUCUGCCGCCCUUUCUUCCGGUUCUCCUGCCUCCACUGCCGAACACCUUCACAACGCCAUUCGUCUGCUCGAAUCUCAACUCCGAACUGAAGUCCUCUCCCGUCACUCCGAACUUCUCAAUCAAUUAUCAUCUCUCAAACAUGCAGAAGUCGCUCUCUCCACCGUCCGGUCCGCUGUCUCCUCUCUCCAGUCCUCCGUACGCCGUGUUCGAUCGGAGCUUUCUGAACCCCACAAAUCUAUCCAAUCCAAAACUCUGCAACUUUCUAAUCUCCAUAGCUCUACUGAACUUUUGCAGCACACUAUCCGUGCUCUCCGACUGUCGAAGAAGCUCCGCGAUCUGAUCUCUGUGUCGGAGGUAGAGCCUGAAAAGCUGGAUCUGGCCAAGGCCGCGCAGCUUCAUUGCGAGAUCUUGAACAUGUGCAGUGAAUAUGACCUGAUGGGAAUCGAUUGCAUAGACGAAGAGCUCAAUUGGGUUAAAGAAAUUGGCGAAAGAUUGCGAAACGAGGCAAUGAAAGUUCUGGAGAGGGGAAUGGAGGGAUUGAAUCAAGCUGAAGUUGGUACAGGAUUGCAAGUCUUCUAUAAUUUGGGAGAGCUAAAAGUCACCGUGGAGCAGCUUGUUAACAAGUACAAAGGGAUUGGAGUGAAGAGUGUGAGUAUGGCAUUGGAUAUGAAGGCCAUUUCUGUAGGAGGUGGUGGUAGUGGAUAUGGACCUGGAGGAGUAAGAGGGAGUGGAACACCGCAAAUCGGAGGAGGAGCAAAAGCCAGAGAAGCGCUGUGGCAGAGGAUGGCAACUUGUAUGGAUCAAUUAUAUUCCAUUGUGGUUGCUGUUUGGCAUUUGCAGAGGGUCUUGUCCAAGAAGAGGGAUCCUUUUACGCAUGUCUUGUUGCUUGAUGAGGUUAUUAAGGAGGGUGAUCCCAUGUUAACUGUUCGGGUAUGGGAGGCACUCGUGAAAGCUUUUGCAAGCCAAAUGAAGUCUGCUUUCACUGCAUCAAGUUUUGUUAAGGAGAUAUUUACUUUGGGAUAUCCAAAGCUCUUCUCAAUGAUAGAGAAUCUACUAGAAAGGAUCUCGCGGGAUACAGAUGUCAAAGGGGCUUUACCAGCCAUCAACUUGGAGGGAAAAGAGCAGAUGGUUACUGCUAUUGGAAGUUUCCAGACAGCUUUUUUGGCUAUGUGUUUAAGUCGCCUUUCAGACCUGGUAAAUACUGUUUUCCCAAUGUCCAGCCGAGGAAGUGUUCCUUCCAAAGAACAAAUUUCUCGAAUUAUAUCACGUAUCCAGGAAGAGAUUGAAGCUGUUCAGUUGGAUGGGCGUCUGACUCUUCUCGUGUUGCAUGAAAUUGGCAAGGUUUUGCUUUUGCUUGCAGAACGAGCCGAAUACCAGAUAUCUACUGGUCAUGAGGCUCGUCAAAUUACAGGUCCUGCAACUCCAGCACAAGUCAAGAACUUUGCUUUGUGUCAGCAUCUGCAAGAAGUUCACACACGCAUAUCAUCAAUGAUUAGUGGAUUGCACAGUAUUGCUGCAGAAGUGCUAUCUCCCUCGCUGGGUGCAAUAUAUGGGGUUGCUCGUGAUUCAGUUACACCCUUGUUCAAAGCAAUGGUUGAUCGUCUUGAGUCAUGCAUCUUGCAAAUUCAUGAGCAGAAAUUUGGUGUUCUUGGCAUGGAUGCUGCAAUGGACAACAAUGCUUCCCCAUACAUGGAGGAGUUACAAAAAUGCAUUCUUCACUUUCGAACUGAGUUCUUGUCUAGGCUGUUACCUUCUUCAAACAGUGCUACAACUGCAGGGACAGAAACUAUAUGCACCCAGCUUGUACGAAGCAUGGCAUCAAGGGUUUUGACAUUCUUUAUUCGACAUGCUUCUCUUGUAAGACCCCUUUCAGAAUCUGGGAAACUCAGGAUGGCUAGAGACAUGGCUGAGUUGGAGUUAGCUGUAGGCCAAAAUUUGUACCCAGUAGAACAACUCGGUGCACCCUAUCGUGCUCUCCGAGCAUUUCGACCACUUAUUUUCUUAGAGACAUCUCAACUUGAAGCAUCUCCUCUUCUUCAAGAUCUUCCACCAAACGUCAUAUUUCACCACCUUUACACCCGAGGCCCUGAUGAAUUGCAGUCCCCGCUACAAAGAAACAAACUCACACAUCUACAGUAUUCAUUAUGGCUUGAUUCUCAAGGGGAGGAUCAGAUUUGGAAAGGUAUUAAAGCAACGUUAGAUGAUUAUGCUGCCAAGGUUAGAUCAAGAGGAGACAAGGAAUUUAGUCCUGUAUACCCUCUUAUGCUUCAAUUGGGGUCGUCCUUGACAGAGAACACUCCUGCCUCCCAAAAGCCUUGAUUUCCUUGCCAAGGAUUCUUCACCUCUUCAAGGGUAUAUAGGAAAGACAGAAGUAAGCUUGACAGAGUAUGUGUUUUCUUUUGGUUUAAAUUUUAUAUUCAUUUCUGUUUUUGGCUAGUUAACUGAUUUACGAGCUCGUCACCCUAUCUAAUUUUGUAGAGUUGAUAUUGAUUAAUUGGUUAUGGAAACAUGCAUCGACAAUUAUUAUUUUAUUUUUAA
Jatropha curcas is the source of this 2786-nucleotide messenger RNA. Its product is annotated as Golgi transport complex protein-like protein. The record is from RefSeq and is a predicted model, not a curated record. Gene Ontology annotation, cellular component: COG complex. NCBI's taxonomy places the organism in Eukaryota, Viridiplantae, Streptophyta, Magnoliopsida, Malpighiales, Euphorbiaceae. Gene Ontology annotation, biological process: intra-Golgi vesicle-mediated transport.